Closterium sp. Yama58-4 is the source of this 1467-nucleotide messenger RNA. NCBI's taxonomy places the organism in Eukaryota, Viridiplantae, Streptophyta, Zygnematophyceae, Desmidiales, Closteriaceae. The record is from the annotation of a GenBank genome assembly.
AUGAGGGCGGAGAAUAUUAAGAGCAUUACUGAACUGAAGAACGAGCUAGCAGCUGAGAGGGAGGAGAGUCACAAGAGCAUAACCGAACUGAAGGGCGAGCUAGCAGCUGAGAGAGAGGAGAGUCAUAAAAGCAUAACCGAACUGAAGAAGGAGCUCGCAGCUGAGAGGGAGGAGAAUAUUAAAAGCAUAACCGAACUGAAGUAUGACCUAGCAGCUGAGAGAGCUGCAAGGGAGGAGAAGGCAAAGGAGGUUGCUGCACUGACAGAGCGACUUUCGCAGGCAGAGGAAAUACUGUCGCAGCAGAAGGAAGAAACGUGCAAGAUUCUGGAGAUUUCGUGUCAGUCAACAGCCAAUAUAGAUGCUCUGGAUGAAACACGGGUUUUAAGGAAGCAGAUGGAAAAUCUUGUGACUGCAUUGACAACACAGUCGGCGCAGGCAGAGAAAACGCGGGUGCGGCAAAUGGAGGAGACGAGGAAGGUCUGGGAGGCUAUUUAUGUCACUUCGGAGCAGCGAACGACCAAAUCUGAUGCAAGGAUCAUUCUUGCUCAUAAAAACACAACAAAGUUGAAAGUGGACAAGACAGAUGAGCCACUAACUGACUGUGGACUUCUUCACCUCCCUUUCUUGACAUCCCUAAAGUGCCUCGAGAUCUCCCAUUGUGUCCCCAAUGCGGCCUUGAGGCAUCUCUACACCAUGACAUGGCCGGAGGAGCUGAAACUUGAAUCAGGCUGUUUUGACGAUUCAGAGUUUUCUGGCAUCAGCAACCUGGCGGCACUCCAUCGGCUUGAACUGAUAAAUACAGGGGUUUCAGAGAAUGGGCUGGCCCAUCUGACAUGUCUUGGCUCCCUGAAAGUCCUUAUUCUUUCACGUGGUAAUUUCGUCUCAACGGGUGGCAUGGUGCAUGUGGGGAAGCUGACAUGGCUGGAGGAGCUGAAACUUGACGGUUUCAAUAAUUCUGUGGUUUGGGGAAUCACCAACCUAAGGGGUCUUCGUCGGCUUGAAUUGAUACAUUCAGGUGUUUCGAAUGAUGGGCUGGCUCAUUUGACAUGCCUUGGCUCCCUCAAAGUCCUCGUUCUUGCACCAGGCAAUAACAUCUCGUCGGCUGGAAUGACGCACGUGGGCGAGCUGACUACCCUUGAAGCUCUGGAUAUUAGCGCGUCGCAUUCCAUGAACGAGGGUUUAGCCGAUCUCGCACCUCUGUCAAAGCUGACAUGGCUUGCUCUACCAGAGCACAUGACUUACGAGGGCAUGAGGCACCUGUUAUGUCUCAAAUCCCUCAAAACCGUUUGGUUGAGGACUUCACUUUAUAGUUCCCCCCAGCAUAUCAUUGGGCACUUGAAGACCCUUCCUUGCCUUGAGACGAUUGGGGUAAGAGACAGUCAGACAGAAAAUUUGGUUAUGGGGUGCCUUCCUCCUAAUGUGAAUGUUACUGUCAUCACCAGCCAGUCCGAGUUUUAUCCUGCCUAG